Molecule: messenger RNA, 4074 nt
Organism: Hydatigera taeniaeformis
Lineage: Eukaryota; Metazoa; Platyhelminthes; Cestoda; Cyclophyllidea; Taeniidae
Source: the annotation of a GenBank genome assembly
AUGACUGGGGUUCAACCCACAGAUUCGUCCAAAGAGUUGGCAAUAGCUCGCCAAAUCCUCAACUAUAUCAUGUCUCCAUCCAACGCAAAUAUUGCUUUACCAUUCAUGUAUCGGAUUGAUGCUCAAGCUUUGGAUCUUCCUAAAUACGAUGAAAUUGUGCGUUUUCCAAUGUGGCUGGGAAAGAUUCUCGACAAAUUGGAUCGUAAUAAGUACCCAGGUCUGCGGGAAUUUGUUUGCGACUUUCGGCUCAUCUUGGUCAACUGCUUCCGCUACAACGGCGUCUCUUCUCGAAUGGGCCGAAUCGCUGAGAAAUUGGAGACUCUAUUUGAGCAGAAAUUGCAAUUACUUCCUCUGGAGUUGCGGGCCAAAACAUCUCUCCACGCCAGUCUGGGCUGCGGAUCUGCACACAACGAAACCAACGAUAAUGAAAUCGUUGUGCACCUAGGUCCCAUCCGUCGUCGUGCCAGUACUCGUCACUAUGGCGGCAACCUAGAUUCACAGAUUUCUCAUCCCGUGCGCGGUCUGAUGGAGGAGUUGGAACACUCGAUGCCGUUGCAAGAGAUCGGUGGUGGUGGAACGAGUUUUUCCGCUGGUCCCUCAUCCACUAACUUCGCCACCGCUUUCCUCUACGAGGCGUCGCCGGGUCUACCAGUGACUAGUGCCAAUAGUUAUGCUCUGCUAGUGGCACGUCUCACUGAAUGGCAACGUCGGCAGCACGAAGCCGACUUGGUGGCCAGCUGGAAGGAUUGGUGGCAAUCAAACACGCAGGCCAGGGCGCACCUAUCUCAGCUGAGAAAGUGCCCUCAAUUUCUGCAAGCCUUCCAACUGCUCUGGUUGAUGGAUCACUUCCUUAAGUUCAGUGAUGCAAUGGGAGUGGGCACCACGCUCUACCACGUCGUUGCAGCUGCCUUCCAUGGUGACUCAGCGAUGGAGUCUGCCAUGCUGCCCCUAACUACCGCCUCCUCCUCAUCUCUCCGUCGGUUCUCCCUCACUGAGCUCGAGUUAGGCUUGUGUAUAGCACCUCAGGCCUCUCUCUGCCUCUCAGCUUGCAUUUCUAGGCUCCUCCAUACUCCACGCGAGCGAGAUGCCGUCGAUUCUGCCAUUUUAGCCCUUAAAAAAAGGCAGGAACAACAGCGAAUCGAAGUCGUUAACAAUGGAGUAGCAUCAGUGGCUUCGGCAAUAUUGGCGGAAGGGGAUGAAACUGAAGAAACAGGAGAAACAGGCGAGGAAAGCACGCGAUUAGCCAGCAGGCGGUUGCAAAACUCACAUGUGAAUACAGUAAAGACACUAGCAGUGCCACCUUAUGAGGUGUGGGAGCGGCGUCUGGCCGAGAGACUUGCUCAAUUAUAUCAGGACAUGCCUCCGGAGAAGAGGACUGAGGAUCCUGUUCGGCUGGAGCGACGUUAUGGCAUUUCUCAGACUUUUUUCAAUGUCUGUGGCAAAGAUCAAAGCCCCUUAGAAAGUAAACGGUUCCAUGAGCUGACCGCCGAACAGCAGGCUCACAUUCUAUUUGCUCUUGCCUCCAAUGUUCUGCUUUCCAACGGCAACUUUGGACUUGGUGAGAACCUUCGCUCCUCUAUGGACAAGCACUUUGUCUGGACAGCCACACGUCCCACUCUCAUCGGCUUCGAUGCCUUUCGAGGUCUCACGUUUUUCCAUUUUCCUGAGAUAAUGCUUUCGGAAGCACCGCGUAUUAUGCAGUAUCGUUUUCCCCUGUCCGACUUCCUUGAUGACGAUUACUUUUCUUCACCGUCUUUGGACGUUCCGACCUCACCACUUCCGACACUUGAUACCUGCGUCUUGAUCCCUGGUGCAGUAGGUCGCUUGCCCACUUGGAUGGAGCCUGAACUGGCUCAGUUUGUCCGUUCCCAUCUUUUGACCCUCAUGGAACGGGAGAUAGAGAUGGUAGGCGCUCGUUGUAGCAAGCAGCGAGAUAGCAGCAAUAACCGCAAAGCCUUGAAGAAGGUGAGAUCAAAGAUACGAAGUCUCACCUUCCUCAUGGAGCCAUUCCAAAGCAUCGAGAAGGAUUUUAAGGCGGUGAAGGGAAAGGCAAAAGCAAAAUCAAAACGAAAGAAGGUGUUAGAAUUCGCACAGCCAGGUAUUGAUUUGAAGUUGGCCGACUUUGCAUUUGUGAAUAAGAUCAGUUGUGGCAUGGUUCCAGCAUCGGCGGUGUACGCUAGGAAAGCUGGAGGUCAGUCGUCAAGGGGCUCUUUACGAGCCGUAGAGAGUUCUGCCUCUCUGGCCGAGUCCACGGCAACCCACACGAAUACCUCAGAGGCUCCCACUCCGAAUCCCUCCAAAUUCUUCCAGGAUGAAGAAGAGGAGGAUUUAAAUCCCCCCGAAUCGCUCAAUCAUUCCGGAGAGGAGGACGGAAAUGGAAUAGAUUCUCAGUCUAACGGAUUGUUAACAAAGGACAAUUCCGACAUUGACUGCAAUGAUAGUAGUGGUAGCACCACCAGUACAAUCCCCUUUCGCGAAACCUCAGAUGAUGGGAGAAUGACUCCCUCUAUCGAUGAACUGAAAAUGGAGGAUAAAAACGCUGCGGUAGCAGGAUCGGUGAUUGAAGAUUCCGUGGAUUCACAAUGCAACGGUUUCGGCACUGUGAAAAGGGAGGAAGACCUGAAGGACGUCAGAGAAACCGGGGAGAGUGACUCGGUCACUUUUACCAAUGAGCGAGACGACAUCGGUGGUUGUGGUAGAGUCAAGGAGGAGAUGAUUGGGGAUAAAAAGGCCAAAGAGGUUGGGGAGUUGAUUGCCAAAGCUGUAGAGAGCGAGGUCGACACGAGUCACUGCUUUGACACUGUGGUAUAUGAUCUGGAAUCGUUUUACGUCUUUCAAAGCGACAUUGCUUCGCGUCUUGCUACGGGUCGGCGGUUAUUGAAUGAGCUAUCCACCGCCUGCGAAACUGUAGAGAGCAGUUAUACAAUGGGCACCGCCGCAUCGGCUGAUAAUGCUGAUUGCUCCGAUCUCCGUGCUGUUAUCGAUCGAAUCGCUGUAGAGUUGGGAGACGCAGUGCUGAAGCGAAUCGAAUCUGAUCCGCAGUUGGUGGUGGCUUUGCGGCAGCAGCAUGUCGAGAAGACGGAAGCUGAGCAAGUGAGUGCGGAAAAACCAAGAGGGAUGGAUGAGGACGCAGUUGCGGCUAAACUAUCGAAAAAUCCGCACAAACGUCGAAAAUCGGGUCUGACGUCUACACGACCACGUAAGUCAGCUCGCAAGUCGAAAGCGGAGGCAACGACGGGGACAGCAUCAGGAGCGAUGGAGGCGGAGGUUGAAGCAGAGUCAAAACCCACCUCCACUGCGCGGCAGCUUUUGCGUUUGCACGAGGAAGCAUUGGCUUCAUUGACCGAGUUGACGAACUCCUUGAGUGCCCUGGAGGCGAAAGCGAAGUCAAAUGAGGAAGAUCGUCUCGCCGCUGAACGUCUGACGGGACUACUGCUCCGCAAGGACAUAGAAACUCGUCAGGCCAAGCCAGUGGAGGUCAGUUUUGGUGUCGGAUACACGAUUGCUAGACUAUUCUAUAUUGCAUUGAUUCGUCUGAUUCGUCCCAAUCUCUUGUCCAUCAUACGAUUUCCUAUCCUCGCUUUUCUGAAGUUGUUCUAUAGAAAAAACAAGACGAAACCACGGGUGUCAGUAACAUCACCGACACCACAGACUCAGACUCAGUCCCAACCACUUUCCCAAUCGAGGCCAUCGAUACCUCCGAUAGAAAACCGUGUCAUACCACGUCAUCCUCUCCGUCCCCUUCACCCAUCCAUUAUCUCUUCUUCCACAACCCGAUUUCAUCUUUCUCCGUCCCCGUCAAUGUCACGCCUUCCCACCCAUCCCUCUCCAAUCUUUAUUCGGCGUGCACCACCACCGCCAGCGCAGCAGUCAACGCAUCGGCCACGAAGGAUAUUUCGCUUCUAUGAUACCCUCUUUACGGAAGAGGGACGACCAGUACGACUUGAAGCAAAUGGAGCUGUAGUGUAUAUUCCACCAGAAAGUGUUCCCCUCGGUCAUCGACAGAUGGCGAUGCAGAUGAUUGAACGUUUUCGUGCUUCCGCUGCCGCCGCUACCGCCACACCACCUUCGUGA